Molecule: messenger RNA, 1682 nt
Organism: Gadus macrocephalus (Pacific cod)
Lineage: Eukaryota; Metazoa; Chordata; Actinopteri; Gadiformes; Gadidae
Gene: dorip1
Product: chromosome 5 C14orf28 homolog
Exons: 5
Coding region: 137-1156 (339 amino acids)
Source: RefSeq, a predicted model, not a curated record
UAACUUGACGUUUACUCGAGUAUGUUUUGAAUCUUGCAAACGUGCCAGCGUAUGAUCCUGAAAAUACACACUAGGUAGUAUCAGUAGUCGCUCAGGCUAUAAGCCUGUAUUGAGACAUGAAGAAGCAUAGAGAACGAUGGAGAGUAAAUUCUGUGUUUUAAACGACCCCGAAGACCUGCAAACGUUAAUUACAAACACUGAAAAUAGGCUACAAUUUGAAAGGUCUAAGACGUUGUUUGAGGAGAUUCGGGCGUCCAUCAAUAAUAACGAUGAAGAGGACCGCUCCUUCUGGAGGCCAGUGCUUCCUUGGGGUGGCGUCUACACCAUCCGGGCAGGACGGAAGGCUAUAUCCUGUACCCCACUGUAUGUCAAGAUAUACUUAAAGAACACCUGCACCAUCGACGGAUUCCUCAUGAUACUCUAUGUCAUUCUGCGGGACAAUCAGGGAUUCCCCAGGGAGCUAGGUGUCUUCCUGGGCAAGCAGUUUGUGGAGCAUUUUCUCACACUGAUGGACUCGUGUGACUACACCACGGUUAAGAUGUUGUGGAUCUGGUAUAGGAUGUCUAAGAAACAGUAUCGAUCUGCAGUUUGCCAAGCAGCUCUCGAGAUUGACUUGUUUGGCAAUGAACAUGAUAACUUCACUGAAAACCUGGAGAACCUGAUGUCCACGAUGCAGGAGAGCCUGUGCACGAGCUGGAGCUGUCGGACCCGCUUCCAGGAGCUCCUCAAGAGGACGGUCAUCAUCAACCCCCCUCAUGAACUGCCUCCCAGGGAUCCCAUUCAGUCCGCCGUCGAUGAGUUCUUCUGCCCCAAAAUCCUCCUCUGCACCGAACUCGGGUGUGACGGGCUGCGGGAGUUCUCUCACCGGGUCUUCUGCCACGGGGCGCCACCCUUCGUCAUCCUCAACAUGCAGCAGUGGAAGGCGGAGGAGCUCUCCUACGUUCCCUACCACUUGGCUCUGUCCCAGCACAGGUACUCACUGGAGGGCGCCACACUCUUCAACAAGGAGGAGCACCACUACUCGGCCGCCUUCCAGAUCGACGGCUACUGGAUGCACUACGACGGGCUGAGGAGCGACAACCUCAUCCUGUUGCACAAGCCCCCCGAGCUGCUGCUGCUCUCCUCUCUCGUCUACACCCGGGCGUCUGAGAAGUAAAGCCCCCCCCACCCCGCCAUCACCAACAAUCUGUCUGAAUGGGGACCACACGCUCACAGAGAUGUGACAGAAUAUGAUUCAUUUCUACCACCCAUGCUUCUUUUUAUUCCAUGUAUAGAGGUUCUGAUUGCUUCCCCCCCCCCCCCCCCCCCCUACAGUUUUGAGGAAACUGUUACAAGUCUUAUGAGCUGUUUUUCAAAAGACGAAGACUAUAGAUGAAUCACUGCUUGGCAUCCAAGAAUAUAAUGGACUACAAUAGUUCUCGGCUGUUAUGCACAAAUGGGGCGAGGGGGUAUUUGCAUGUCAUAUUCACGUCAGGCUCACAAUAUAAAUAUCCAUACACCUCAUAUUGCCAUUGCUAUACAAACACAUGUGUUUGAAUGCCUACAGAGAAUGCAAUUUAUAUUUAGCAGUGUUGUAGCGAGAGCUGCAAAUGAAAAUGCAUUGAGGAGCCGGUAAAAAUAUUGAACCUUUAUGCAUAUCGGCCUCUGCCUCAAUUAAAAGGGUGCUCUUUCUUUACACUGGG